UAUCAGCACUAUUGAACGGUUAUUGAACUAGCACAAAGCCAAACAUUAAAAGUGAUUUGGUCAAUCAUAUUCACAUACCAAUGACCUAAAAAUUAGUCAAUUAAUUCAUACCAGGUGUCUGUUCGAAUAAUUCGAUUUAGAGCUUAGUGUGCAUCCCAUCUAUCUAUGAACCUAAUUAUCAAUGGACUUUCUACACCGAAUAGUACUUAAUUGUCGUAGAUAAAAUGGGGAAUAUAUUGAAGUCUCGCGCCAAAGUUACUCAGGUAGUUUUCCGUCUGGAUUUUUCUUGUAGUGUGGAUUGCUGUCUUGAGAGUAGCAUUCAGAAAGUUCAUAAAGAAUCAACUGGGUCUUUCCCAAAGACAAGGUCGUGAACAUCUACUACUUUGGAUCCAUUGCAUACGAAGAAGUGAACAACUAUGUGCGUAUAGUUUGCAAUUUGAUUUAAUAUAGUGUGCAAAUAUGAAUAUCGGCGCGUAUUUCCAUAUACUGUCAGCUUAUUUAUUUGGCGAACACGCUAUCCAGCCAUCAGAUGUCUCUGGUGUUGUUAUCCGAAACGGCCAUCCUGAUCAACAUGUUGAGUUUGAUUCUGAUUAUUACUCUUUGAUAGCCAACGAAUCGAACCAAAUUAUAUUCAUCAUUCAUGGUUGGAUGGAACAUGGCAAUGUCACGUGGUAUAAACAGUUAACAGAAGCACUUUUAAGACAAAAUGAGAACAACAUUAUCUUCCAAGUUGACUGGUCUAGAGGUUCUAGGAUGCAAAGAGAUGCUGCUGUUAAAAAUAAUAAACCUACAGGGAUAAUUAUAGGAACCUUCAUAAGUAAUCUGAUUAUCCACAAUCUGUUGUCUCACUCUCAAAUCCACGUGAUCGGUUUCUCAAUGGGUGGUCAGGUAUCUGGCUUCGCAGCAAAAACUGUUAAAGAACUCACAAACCAAAAAAUUGGACGUAUUACAGCUUUAGAUCCUUCUGGAAGGAGUUACAAUGGUAGACCAGCUGAAGAAAGGCUAAAUCUAGAAGAUGCAGAGGUUGUAGCUGUAAUUCAUACAGACCCUACCAACAUUGGCUUCAACGACUCCUGUGGUACCGUUGAUUUGUUCGUUAAUGGCAGGGUUCAUGUCCAACCAGGUUGUCCUGAUGAAAUCGACCUCAUCGAGUUGAAGUAUUGCAGUCACUUCAGAGCAUUCAGAUAUUUGAUUGAGGGAGUCAACAAUAACAGAUUUAUAGGUACCAAAUGCGAAACUUAUGACAAGUUUGAAGAGGGUCAAUGUGCGGGAAAUGAAGAACUGAAUUUUGUGGAUGUGAUCUCUCCGGAUGCUAGAGGAGUUUACUAUGUAAAGACAAGGCCGAAACCACCAUUUCUGGAGUGAAUCUAGCAGACAAGAAGAUAUUUAUUAGUAUUUAAUAAUGAAGAAUGCUUUAAGGUGAACACAUUGUUCAACAAUUUACGUUCUUCCUCUAGAGAAGAAGGAAGGAAUUACAUAUUUCAUUUAGAUAAACAUUCUGUAUUCAGAAGCUUGUGUAUAAAUAAAUUCCUCUUAAUCUA
Molecule: messenger RNA, 1541 nt
Organism: Harmonia axyridis
Lineage: Eukaryota; Metazoa; Arthropoda; Insecta; Coleoptera; Coccinellidae
Product: lipase member H-B-like
Exons: 4
Coding region: 460-1365 (301 amino acids)
Molecular function (GO): lipase activity
Source: RefSeq, a predicted model, not a curated record